AUGCUUCUACGAACUUCCUUCUUGGCUAUCUUUGUCCCUGCCCUGGCGGAGCAGAAACGCUCUCUUGAUGUCAUCAGUAGCCUCGAUGCGGACUGUCUUUGUCCGAUAUACACCGCUCUAUCACGAUACACAUUUGCUAGUGGUCCUGCCGGAGGCAUUUGCAAUCAUUCAAUAUCAGUGACAACCUUCUUUGCUGAGGAAAGCUAUAUAGAGACAACAACAAACUUUGAGGGUAUAUGCAACAGGACGGUGGAAGUUGCUUCCAUGUAUGCGAGUGCAAGGGCGAGAUGUGAUGGAAAUAGUCCAGCGGCUACCAUUUCGUUCUGGCAGGAAUUGUGCGACGUCGAUCUUUCAUCUAUUGAACCUAAUGGAUCGAGAUCGUACGACUCAAUGCCAAUACUUGAUCCGGAUGUCAAUACGACUGCCUCUACUGGCACCAUCAAAUCACCUGUCCUGUUGAGUGAGUCAUAUUAUAAGCGGGCGUACAAAACAUGUAUCAUUCAUGAAAAAGCCUUGGACCGGGAUAUCCGGUUUGGCUGGGGCUUAAUGGGUUACUGGGCAGCUAUCCUGGGUCUCGGAAUGGUGCAGAGAAUCCUCAGCUUUUGGAGGAUUAGGCGGACUAUGGACCCACGCAGGGAUACUGAAGCCAAUGCAGUCUCUGGACCUAUCGAACACAAGCAAAUCUCUCAUCACUUAUCGUCAACUAUCCAUGCUCUGCGUACCCAUAUUGUUGUUCCAGCAGCCUUAGUUCCAAAACUGCCUCAUCACCUGCGACUUCUUUACGGACAUUGCAUUCCCAAGCGACUUGAUUUAAUAAUCGUUUUCGGCUUCUGGCUCCUCUGUGUCCUCUUAGCUUGUGUCAACUAUGAUGGAGACACUAGGACGUCGACCAUGCCCCAGCGCAACUGGCAUUAUUCGUCCGAUCGGACCGGUAUUCUUGCCUAUGCUUGUCUACCGUUCUUAUGGCUCUUUAGCGGACGCAACAACAUUUUCCUCUGGGUGACCGACUUCGACGUUCAAUCUUUCAACACAUUUCAUCGGCAUAUUGCAUGGGCGUGCACACUCCUUGCCAUUGUCCACUCGAUGGGGUACAGCAUAAUUUUAGCAGAUUACGAGGAUGCAUAUCACGAAGCGUGGAGCCAUAAGCCGUGGUACAUGGGCGUAAUAGCGGUUGUUGCCAUGUCGGUUUUGUUAAUCCACUCUAUUACAUGGCUUCGCCGCAAGUGGUACGAGGUAUUCUUCAUCUCCCACAUCGUACUAGCCAUCGUUAUAAUCUAUGCUCUAUUUCAACAUACCCGCCCCGACGGGCCACAGUGGAACCAAUACCUCUGGACUGUAGUAGCUAUAUGGACCUUCGAUCGCAUCCUCCGCAUACUUCGCCUCGCAUACUGCAACCUCCACAUAAAAUUCAGCAAAAGCAAAAUCUCCCUGCCAACAUCAACGGUUACAUACGCUCCCGACAGUGACCUAAUGACGAUAGAUAUAGAGGCGCCCUCCCAUGUCACACCCAAGGCAGGACAACGCUACUUCCUCUCCCAGCCACUGAGCGUGCAUUGUUUCGAAAACCACCCUUUCGCACUGGGUGCAUAUUCCGAAGCCCCGUCCCAUUCACCGAAGGAGAAAAGCAAAUUGACCUUCUACGUCCGUCCUUACAACGGUUGGACAAAAUCGCUUCGUGAUCGCUGCAUCAGAGCAAAUAAUAGAAUACAUCCACUCCUCCUAGAAGGACCCUAUGGCCACACGGCACCGCUGCAUACCUUCGACACGGUGUUGUUAAUUGCCGGGGGGACAGGCAUCGCAGCUACGCUGCCAUAUAUACUCGACUAUGCCGCCCGGUUGAGAAAACAAACUACGAAGACGACCAGUAUACAUCUAUUAUGGUCCACUCGUCGGAAGAGUAUGUUCUCCACUGUACUCACAGAAGAGCUGAGUCACUUGUUAGAGUGUGAGGGUGUUCAAGUCAGCUUUUUCUGUACUGAAAGUGCUCCAGUGUCGCUAAUUGAGAGCGAUAAAGAGGUCGCUGUUGGGCCUGAAACUAAUGCAGCAGGGUCUAAUAUGUGCUACUACGACGGCCGCCCUGAUAUUCGUGGAGCUGUUGAGACAGAGGCUGAAAUGACUCGCGAGUCCCGUACAAGGCUGGCGGUGCUUUGCUCUGGACCUGGAAUGAUGGCGGAUGAGUGUCGGUUCGCGGUGUACGAGGCUAUGAGAAGGGGGUGUCAGGGAAUACGGUACUUCGAGGAGGCAUUUACAUGGUAG
Molecule: messenger RNA, 2256 nt
Organism: Aspergillus piperis CBS 112811
Lineage: Eukaryota; Fungi; Ascomycota; Eurotiomycetes; Eurotiales; Aspergillaceae
Product: ferric reductase family protein
Exons: 6
Coding region: 1-2256 (751 amino acids)
Biological process (GO): intracellular iron ion homeostasis; iron ion transport; copper ion import
Cellular component (GO): plasma membrane
Molecular function (GO): ferric-chelate reductase activity
Source: RefSeq, a predicted model, not a curated record